Messenger RNA from Trichoplusia ni (cabbage looper), 1562 nucleotides. It is a transcript of the gene Glpq, whose product is annotated as glycerophosphodiester phosphodiesterase GDPD6-like. Lineage: Eukaryota; Metazoa; Arthropoda; Insecta; Lepidoptera; Noctuidae. The transcript is spliced from 2 exons. Gene Ontology annotation, molecular function: glycerophosphodiester phosphodiesterase activity. Gene Ontology annotation, biological process: lipid metabolic process. Bases 133 to 1254 code for a protein of 373 amino acids. Gene Ontology annotation, cellular component: periplasmic space. The record is from RefSeq and is a predicted model, not a curated record.
UUGUCUACGAUAAAAUGAUCACAUAAUACUUUAGAUAUCGUCUGUACAUUGUUUUGUCACCAACUUUCUGUAUCUGUGAAUUUAUCGUGUAUUUUUAUAGUUACGGAACUCACUUCAACAAAGAAAAUUAAAAUGUAUCGCGGUCUGUGGAUAGUGUUUUGUUACACAUGGGCAGUGACGUACGGAUUGCCAGCUGAACCAGAACCCAGCUCUGAACCAACGACACCUGCUCCGGACUCAGAGUUCUGCUCCCCCUUGAUAAUUGGCCACCGCGGUGCCAGCGGCUAUGUGCCAGAACACACCCUCGGUUCCUAUGCUCUCGCGGUCUUUUUGGGAGCCGACUACAUAGAGCCUGACCUCGUCAUGACCAGUGACAAGCAACUGAUCUCACGACAUGAAAACGAGCUGAGUUUAGGCACCGAUGUUUCCAAUCAUCCGGAGUUCGCUUCACGGCGGAGGACCCAAACUAUUGAUGGCAACGAAGUCACCGGCUGGUUCACUGAGGACUUUACCCUAGCCGAGUUAAAAACAUUACGUGCAGUUGAACGCAUCCCUGACAUUAGACCUGGAAACGCUCGCUUGGAUGGAGCAUUCCAAAUUGCUACUUUUCAAGAGAUCAUAGACUUGGCCAAAAGUUUACAAGUUAGUCAAAACAGGGUUAUAGGCCUCUACCCGGAAAUCAAACACAGCACACAUUUCCGUACCAUCGGGUUGCCGUUAGAACAGGCAGUAGUGGACAUCCUGCACAAAAAUGGUUAUCAAGGAGCCUCUGCACCAGUUUACAUUCAGUCUUUCGAAAUAAACAAUUUAAAAGAACUGAAAAAUAUGACACAGCUUCGUCUACUGCAGCUGUUUGACAGCAAGUCUAUGUCGCCUUAUGAUCAAGUUCAACAAGGGUCUAAUUUGACUUAUGGAGCAAUGGCUACUCCUGAAGGGCUUCGGGAAGUAGCAACCUAUGCGUAUGCUGUAGGACCUGACAAAAGCUACAUCAUUCCUCGCGAUGAAAACAACAACCUUGGUGAAGCGACAAGUUUUGUUGCGGAUGCCCACGCGGCAGGAUUGAAAGUGCACCCGUACACAUUCAGGGCGGAGAACAACUUCUUGCCGACAGAAUUCCAGAGCGUUGACCGAAACCCAACCAGUAUAGGAAACUUUACAGCCGAAAUACAAGCCUUUUUUGAUGCCGGAGUUGACGGCCUCUUUUCUGACCAACCUGACAUUCCGGCGCGAACUCGGUCCCCCUGUACCAAAUGAAUUGUCAAUCUAGUCAUUUCCUAGUCUUUAUCACAAUUUUAUCAUUAUAAAACAAAAACAUGAAAGUACACGAUAUAUUCUAAGUAGUGAGUAGGUUCGAUACAAUAUCCAACCAGAGCCAUCUAGGCACUGGAAAUGGAAUCAUUGUUCCGAACAAUAAAAUAAGGCUAUAUUUUAAUUAAUCCUAUUUCUUCUUAAAUGUACCUAUAGCAUCGAUUACCUACUUUAAUUAUAGUACACUUCGUCUUACUUAUUUCUUAAGCACAGAAUUUGAUUUUAAGUCAAUAAAUCAAAAAUCAAAAUCGAAA